AUGGCAGACCAGGAACACAUUCCCCCAUUUAUGCCGGCCGUCCACCUACCCCCCGGACCCUAUGAUCCAUCCUCUCCUCCGCUCGCUUCCUCCCUGAUCUAUGACCCCAAAUUCCCAACGCCUCGACCAAACCCAUCUCAAUACCUGAUAAAAGUGCUCAGCACCGCCCUGUGCCGUGAUGAACUCACCUGGCCUGAAGUCAUAUCUAAUCAUCGCGCCUAUCAGCCGCCUAUCCCAGGCUACGACGUUUGUGGUACCAUUCUCUCAACACCGUCAGAUGACGAACACACUUACGACGGCCCUAAGUUCAAAGUUGGCGAUGAGCCGAAGAACGUCACGAGCGUCGAGGCAGCGAGUAUUCCUCUUUCGGCUAUAACUGCAUGGCAGGCUUUUUUCGCCCACGGAAAUCUAAAGCAUAUUGCAGACAAGUGCGGACACCUGGACAGUGAAGUAGUGCGAGAUGACUGCAUGGAUGAAAAUGGCAAAGAAGGGGUCAAGCAAUUGCAUCCUCGCAGCGAGCCUGUCCGAGUGCUGAUAACCAAUGCAUCUGGCGGAGUGGGAGUACAGGCCCUUCAGCUCUUACGGUCAAAUACGCUAUUCGGAGACCAAAAGUUCUGGAUAUGUGGCACAUGUUCGAGUCGAAAUGCAGCCUUUUUGAAAGACACCUUGCACAUCGAUGAAGUUAUCGACUACACUGUUAACCCGGAUUUGAGUGAAGCCUUUAAAUCAAAGGGCUGGGAUCCUGUUGACUUUGUGUUUGACUGUAUAGGAGGUCAGUCGCUGAAGCAAGCCCAUUCCCCAGCUGUCAUUUGUGAUAAUGGCUCGAUAGUCAGUGUUGCACAUCCACUCAAGAAGGAAUGGGGAGAUUUGGGAAUUGAGAAGAGAGGGCUGAGUAGCCGGUAUUUUAUCAUCGAGUUAAAUGGGAAGCAGCUGGAGAAGAUAGGUACACUGGUAGAAAAAGGCGAAGUCAGAGGCUUUGUUGACCGGGUCUUUGAACUGCACAGAGCCAGAGAGGCUAUGGAACUGGUUGAAUCGAAGAGGGUUCGAGGAAAGGUCAUCUUGAAAGUUAACUAG
Messenger RNA from Trichophyton rubrum CBS 118892, 1074 nucleotides. RefSeq lists its product as uncharacterized. Gene Ontology annotation, molecular function: oxidoreductase activity. The transcript has 2 exons. Bases 1 to 1074 code for a protein of 357 amino acids. The record is from RefSeq and is a predicted model, not a curated record. NCBI's taxonomy places the organism in Eukaryota, Fungi, Ascomycota, Eurotiomycetes, Onygenales, Arthrodermataceae.